This is a messenger RNA of Temnothorax curvispinosus, 799 nucleotides long. RefSeq lists its product as uncharacterized. The record is from RefSeq and is a predicted model, not a curated record. NCBI's taxonomy places the organism in Eukaryota, Metazoa, Arthropoda, Insecta, Hymenoptera, Formicidae. The annotation marks the transcript as partial. The transcript has 4 exons.
CACAGCAAACUGGAGGAAUCGGCUACGCGACGGGACGGGGAUGACGAUGACUUCUCCUUGGUAACUGUAACAAGCGCUUCCCUUCAGGAGAGCACCGGCAGCACCCUCACCGGGUCCAUCUACACGAAUUGGGAGGAGAAAUUCGCGUGUCGCUCGUUACAGAGUCGAGGCCGCGUCUUCAGCUAUCGAAAGAGAAGGACUCACGUCAAGGAUGGAAUCUUUAACGCACCGGCUGGUGUCUGUCCGCGUAGCGUUACCUCGUCGAUCAUUCGCCGUAAUGCAGGCGACUCUCGGCUCGUGUUCGUUUGGCCGCAGAAGGCCAGCCGGGGUCGGCUCUCGAACGUCUUUGCGCCCAUGCUUCGUGGCGUUCUGAUCGGAUUAUUGUUCGUAGACGCUCUUCACUUGUGGCCUGGAGAAUUCUUACCCACAUGUCUACCAUCGACCAUGCCGAUUACCCUGCCGCCCGUCACAUGUAACGUUAUUGAGCCACGUUGGUACGAUAACAACUGACUCAUAGUUGAAAACGCCUAAUCACGCUUACGUAAACGAAUUUUUGCGAUAGCGCGGUUGCAAUUUAACAAACACUGUACAAUCUUUAAUAAAAAUCAAGUUACUUCGUCCAGAAAUCUUUUCAAGCCUGUAAAACGCGUCAAGAGUUGUUUUUACUCGUAAAAAGAAACUUGCAUUCGAGAAGAGAGUUUUGUACGGUUUCAAGUUUAACGCAGGUAAUACUUGAAAAAUGUACCCGACGUCACACCAUGGAAUUGCAAUUAUACUGAACGUAAAGUGUAACCUUCGG